Messenger RNA from Ruditapes philippinarum (Manila clam), 2046 nucleotides. Its product is annotated as rab11 family-interacting protein 4-like. The record is from RefSeq and is a predicted model, not a curated record. Bases 183 to 1817 code for a protein of 544 amino acids. Lineage: Eukaryota; Metazoa; Mollusca; Bivalvia; Venerida; Veneridae. Gene Ontology annotation, molecular function: calcium ion binding. Gene Ontology annotation, cellular component: cleavage furrow; recycling endosome membrane; midbody. Gene Ontology annotation, biological process: endocytic recycling; regulation of cytokinesis. The transcript is spliced from 18 exons.
CCUUUUUGUCACAAACAUUUUCUUAAGUGUGAAUAACUCGCUUUUAACCAUUAUCAUCAUAUAUACAAGUAAAAUCUUUCAAUAUUCACUAUAUGAUUUAUUUUUAUUUGGAUUUAAGUUCGAACUACUUUCAGUAAGUCGUGACUUCCUGUUAGUGUUACAGGUAAAUUAUUCAAUGUACGAUGGAGGUGGAUUUUACGGAAAAAAUUAAAAGUGUUUUUGAUGUUUGUGAUACAGAAGGAACUGGAUAUAUAACUGUAGAUCAUUUGAAAAAUUUAGCCAAGGAACAUUUUGGAGCUGACAGCGACGAGGAAGUAAUUGGGAUCAUCCAGUUAUUAGACCCUGAAGGCAAGGGGAAAGUAAGCUUUACAGACUUCUGUCAAGGUGUACAACAAAUACUUGAAGUACAAGCAUCCAAACAGUCAACCCCAACAAACUCUGGUAACCAUAGUGACUUCAUCAACUCAUUCCAUUUUGAAUCAGAACAAUCCCCACCUGAGGCCCAAGACACUUCAGAAGCUAGCGCGUUUACUUUUAACGAGUACGAUACAAAUACAGACGAGGACGGGAAUCAACUACUUAUAGACUUUUCUACGCCAGAAACCUCACGACGUAAUCUUCUCCCUUCAUAUGGUCACAGUAGUGGACGCUCCUCCGCCACCAGUCGAACUGAUGAAGAAAACUUUGAAGAUUACGGUGUAGUUGAUCUCGAAUCCGAUUCCUCAGACGCUAACUUAUCCUGUGACAGUUGCCAUCGGUCAAGAAGAAGUCCGAGAAGUAACAGACAAAGAGGACCAAACAGAAGAAUAUCGUCUGCAGCAUAUGCUAGUCAAUUAGCGAGAGGUUUAAGAAGUCCAAAUGCAAAUGAGGAUAUAUAUGACGAUAUAGAUGGUAGCUUUCAAGAACUCACCGAUAGGAUAAAAUCCUUAGAAAAACAACUAGUCAAAGUAAAUGAUGAUAGGUCAAAAGAAGAUGGGGUAAAAAUACGCUACAAAGAUGAAAACAGUAUUCUUAUUAAAAGUGUUGUAGACAGAAUCCACACUAUGGAGGAACAGCUCAAGGACAUGGAGUGUAAGUCAGAUGAUAGGGUGAGAGAAGAACAGAGAAAAUAUCAGGAGAUGGUGAACAAACAUGGCAUUGAGAACGAGAAAAUGGAUUACCUGACAUUGAGGUUACAAACAUUUGAAACAGAAAAUGAACGUCUCAAAACAGAUGUUGUACGGUUAAAGAAUGAAAAUGAUAGGUUAAGAAUGGAUAAAAUGGAAGUAUCCGAUAGAUUAGCAGCAAUGGAGGAAGAUUUUAAUAAAGUUUCGGCAGAAUACAACGAAGUAAUGUCAAAAUUUGACAGAGAACAAGAAAUUACAGGAAAUAAAACAUCGGGAAAGUUGUUAGAUGAGUUACAGAAGGAGUUAGAAGACCUCCGUAAGUUUAAGAUAGACUGUGAACAUAAGCAUUCUCAUAUACCCAGGACGCCCAGUCUCUCAGAUUCCAACGGGUUUUCGUUCAACGCGGAGCUCGCCAAAUUAAAGGAGACGUUAUGGUUAGAAUGGAGGGACGCAGCACAGGCAAACAAGCACCUUGCAGAAGAAAAUGAAGAACUAAAUGCACAGUUAUUGGCUCAAGCUGUUAAAGAAGGCAGGCACAUGUUGCAAGAAGGCAAUUCAUUGGCUGAGGAAUUAGAUCACAUGACCAAGGAGGAGUUGAUGAAAUCAUUGAAGGAGCAACAAGAUGUUAACUUCAGAUUAAGGCAGUAUGUAGAUAAAAUGCUAUUGACAAUACUGGAGAAAAAUCCGGCUAUUCUAGAAGUGCAGUGGUAGACUGUCCACCCAGCAUUUCCCUUGAAAAUUUUAUAUAUAAAUAAAUAGUAACCAGUCCAGAGAUAUCCAGAUUUACAUACUUGUGAUAGCCAUGGAUACACCUUUAAACAGCCAAUAAUAUUUGGUAUACAGGUGUUUUGAAGAUGAAAUACUAUGAAAUAUACAGGCUGUCCUUGAAAUAACCUUGUUUCCACUAAAUAUACAGGCUGUUCUUGAAAUAACUUGUUUC